GCUUAAAUGUCAGGCAGACUGCUAAGCUACUGUCGCUUUAAGACACCUGAUGAUGACAAAGAAGGAAAACCCCCAUGGAGGAAGCAGGAAGUUCGUUUACCAAGAAGGAGAGCAAAUCAACCUGAAAUAAACAAUACACAAAGCACAGAGCAAAAGUUAUACACCUUCAUCGCAAUGGCUGGCAUUAAAGCACUGGUUGGGUUGUCCUUCAGUGGUGCCAUUGGACUAACAUUUCUUCUUCUGGGCUGUGUACUCCAAGAUUACGGGGUAUACUGGCCGCUGUUUGUCCUGAUUUUCUACAUAUUAAGCCCCAUCCCAACCUUCAUAUCCAGACGCCUCAGUGAAGACACUGACUCGUCCAGCAAUGCAUGCAGAGAGCUGGCCUACUUCUUAACAACUGGCAUUGUGGUAUCAUCUUUUGGGCUUCCCAUCGUGCUAGCCCGCACUAGCACAAUACAGUGGGGUGCUUGCGGUCUGGUGAUGACAGGAAACGUUGUCAUCUUUCUCACUAUCCUUGGCUUCUUUGUCGUGUUUGGAGGUGGGGACGACUUCAGCUGGGAGCAGUGGUAGAGUGCCGUCAGACAGUGGAUAGACAGAAGGUCAGAUGGAUGGAUGGAUGGGUGGGUAGGUGGAGAGUUGAAUGGAUAGACAGCAGACUGAGGCACACAUGUGUCCUGCACUGAGGGGUGAUGCUCAUGUACAGUGUACGCUGCAAAAUGUCAAAAUGACUGGGUUUUCAAGUCGAUUUUUAUAUUUAAGAGUAUCUGGGUUGGAGACAACACUAUGUGCCCUAUUAAUGUGCCUUAUGUCUGGGACUAGAAAGACACUGAUGCCUAUCCAGCUAAACUCAUGUAUUUCUGCUUGCCUCGCUUUUAUUUCAAACCCCAAAUCACCCUGCUUAUUGCUGCUGCCUGCAAUUUCAUUAUGCUUCAUAUAAUCAAUAUAAAGGAAUCCUGAAGAGUAACACUAUUGUAAUGUACACUGCAAUGCUCACUGCAUUAUCUGUCCUCAUUGUUCAAGGGGGAAGUAGCUAUACUGAAUUAUGGCUUGCUUAUUAUGAGCACUGUUUGCUGUUUAAAGUGUGACGGCGGGGCAUCUUGUCUUAAUCCAUGCUAUCUGACAGCUAGUUGAAGGAUUCCUCAUCAGGUAAAGAUAUAUUUGUAUGGAGAUGAUGUGUGUUUUUUGUUUUCAUUUUGCUAAAAGACUUUAAAGCCUUUUUUUGUUGUUCUGGUGCAAUUGUUUACAGUACAUUCUCACCAAAGAUCAUUUUAGAGUGCAACAUUGAAGCAUAUUUUUCACCGCUGAACUGUAUUGAUCUGUGCUAUGCAGUAAUAUGAUUGGAAGAAAGCACUGUUUAGUGAAAAUCAUACAUCUAUGUUCAGUUAUUGUGUGAAAAGGCCAGAUAAAUCACCCAUAUCCAUUUUAUAUUCCUGCAGACGAAAAAGGAAAUCAUACUACUGACAAGAGCAUGAUAUUAAUUUACGUAUGCUAUUUUGCCAUGUUGAAUGGCAAACUCAUAAGUGCCUGUCAUCCACAGUGUGUAUUUUGAUUAAUAGAAAAAUACUGUUUUUGUGUUUCAUCAUCAGGGGCCAUUGGAAUUUGUAAUUGUAAAUCAAUAUUACACCAUGCUAUAUUUAAUCAUUGUCAGUAACUGACUAUGAAUGAGUAUCUGACAUUUGUAUGAUAAGCCUACUUCAUAGAGAAAAUUCUAGUUAGUGUCCUAAUAUAAUUUUGGAUUCCCUAAUUUCUUAACUACUUUUGAAGGGAAAUGUACUUUAUGUCUCACAACUGACAUGUUCAACAAGGAAAGCUUGUUCUUUUCUAUUGUGACUCCCAUACCCACACUAAAAAGCGUAUAGGUUAUUUUAUAAGCUCCUGACUGCAUUUUGUUUUCUAACAUUGAUUAAAUAUAAAACAAAAAUAAAAAAAUAAAACUCUCUGUAUAGCGAAACAAACCUGU
Perca flavescens (yellow perch) is the source of this 1960-nucleotide messenger RNA. RefSeq names its product leptin receptor gene-related protein. The coding region runs from base 7 to 570 and encodes 187 amino acids. Lineage: Eukaryota; Metazoa; Chordata; Actinopteri; Perciformes; Percidae. Gene Ontology annotation, cellular component: endosome. Gene Ontology annotation, biological process: late endosome to vacuole transport via multivesicular body sorting pathway; negative regulation of growth hormone receptor signaling pathway. The record is from RefSeq and is a predicted model, not a curated record. The transcript has 4 exons.